Corylus avellana is the source of this 2160-nucleotide messenger RNA. Lineage: Eukaryota; Viridiplantae; Streptophyta; Magnoliopsida; Fagales; Betulaceae. The record is from RefSeq and is a predicted model, not a curated record.
AACUUAAUUAACUCAGUCAGCAUGUCCCCUGGUUGCUUAAAAAUCUAAAAGAGCCAAAAUAUAAUACUAGGAAAUAUUCAACGAAGAAGAAAGCCAUGUAUUAGGUAUUGGACAAAUCGACCCCCGCCGUUUGGUCAAUCCAAUUGAAUAAUUUGCCCACAUGCGCUACUUUUAGUUUUCAAUAAUAAUCAACCCCUCCUCUCAUCAGUUGGUGUGGUGUUGGUCCAUAGUCAUUAGUCGUAUAUUCACAGCAAAGCAUUAAAAGACCAAAAUCUCCUCCCCCUCUCUGUCUCUCUCCUCUGCCGCUUUUUGACCCAUUAAACUCACCGCGGAUCGAGCCGGCAUCGAAAGCCUCCUACCCCCAUUAAAACCAUCCCCAUUUCUCAUGCUUCCCAAUUUUCAUUCUCCACCACCCACCUACCUUUUUGCCUCUCAUCUCUCAAUCCAAAUUCAUACCCAAAAGAAAUCUUUCAACACACCCAGACCCAGGUACUGUGUUGCCUAGCCUUAACAUGUUUUUGAUUUUCUUCUUCGCUAUCGUCUCUGUUCUUAUAAUUCUCAGGCUCUUGUCCAAGACGUCUAUAAUUCACAUUUUCUUGAUAUGGUGGCGAUCUUUUGGGGACCGGUUUCACGUAUACCAAACCUACAAAAUCCCGCAGUACAACGAGCACUACCAAGAAAACCACCUCUACCGCAAGGUUUCCAGCUAUCUAAACUCGUUGGCCUCUCUGGACGACUCAGAUCUCAAGAACCUCAACCUCCUCUCUGGUCCUAAGGCUAGCGAAAUCUUUCUCCACUGCGACGCUAACCAAACCGUCUACGACACGUUUUUAAGCGCCAGAGUGUCGUGGACCAACGAAUUAGAGAGAGAUGGUAGUAGGAGUAGAUCGUAUGUACUAAAGAUUAGGAAAAACGACAAGCGUAGAGUUCUGCGGCAGUACCUGCAGCACAUUCUCUCCGUCACCGACGAGAUUGAGCAGCGUAAGAAGGAGAUCAGGCUGUACAUGAAUUUGGAGGCGGGGGAUGGGCGGUGGAGGUCGAUUCCGUUCAAUCACCCGGCGAGCUUCGACACGGUGGUGAUGGAAGCCGAUUUGAAGAACAAGGUACGCUCCGAUCUCGAGCAGUUCCUCAAGUCCAAGCAGUACUACCACCGGUUGGGCCGUGUUUGGAAACGGACCUAUCUCCUGUACGGCCAGUCCGGUACCGGGAAAACCAGCUUCAUCGCGGCGAUGGCGAAGCUCUUGAACUACGACGUCUACGAUAUCGACAUGUCCAAGGUCUUGGACGACUCCGAUUUGAAGACGCUGUUGUUGCAGACCACCUCUAAGUCGUUGAUCGUGAUCGAGGAUCUUGACCGGAUUUUGGCUGAUAAAUCGACGGCUGUGAGCCUGUCGGGGAUGUUGAAUUUCAUGGACGGGAUCGUAUCGUGCUGCGGCGAGGAGCGCGUGAUGGUGUUCACGAUGAACGGCAAGGAUCAGGUUGAUCAGGCGGUGAUGAGGCCCGGAAGGAUCGACGUUCACAUUGAGUUCCCCGCAUGUGAUUUCUCUGCGUUCAAGAGCUUGGCGAGCAGUUACUUAGGGGUCAAGGAGCACAAGCUGUUCCCUCAAGUGGAGGAGAUAUUCCACACCGGGGCGAGUCUGAGCCACGCCGAGAUCGGCGAGAUCAUGAUCUCGAACCGGGCUUCGCCGAGUCGGGCUCUGAAAUCGGUCAUCUCGGCUCUGCAAACCAACGCUGAUGCGAGGGCAGUGAGCAAACCCGGGCCGAGAUUGAGCGGUAGCGGAUCGGGUCGGACCGGAGACGAGACGACCGAACCCGCGAGCGUGUUUUGCCGAGAGAGUGUACACACGGUGAGGGAGUUUCGGAAAUUGUACGGGCUUCUGAAGAUGGGGAGUCGAAGGAAAGACGACUCGAUGGAUUUGAGUUCGGCCGAGAAGGAAGGCUCACGGCACGACGUUUAAGGCCCCACUUUCUUUUUUUUCUUUUUUUUUUUUUGUUUAAAUAUGUAAAAUUUGAAGUCUUAGGUUUUUAAUUAUUGUAUACAAUUACUUCAACAGCAUACCAAGUUAUGCUUUGUGAUACAAUUUUGAUUUUUUUUUUGAAAUCCUUGUAAGUACUUCAUUUAGCUGGGAUCAUGCUUAAUGAAAUGGAAGUCACUAAUUU